CUAGCUCAUUGGCCAUGUGUAUUGAUGCAAGAUGCUAUUGAACAAGAUCGAUUGGUGGCACAACAUUAUCUUUUACGAACUGCUUUCGCAACCAGAUCACCUCAAAUGUCACCCACUUCAUUUUCACCAGAACAACAUAGUCAUCAAUCCCCAGUCGUCUUGGAUGUAGGAUGUGGCCUUGGACAAUGGUGUAUGGAAAUGGCUACGACUUACCCACAUUCUACCUUUAUUGGUAUUGAUCUUCUUCCUAGUUAUCCCAAAGACAUCAAACCACGCAAUUGUCAUUUUCGUCAAGUCAAUGUACGACAUUUACCUUUACCUUUUCAAGACCAUAGUAUUGAUUUCAUCUUCCAACGUGAUUUAAAUUGGGGUUUGGCUCAAGAUGAAUGGCAUCCAUUGAUUAUGGAAUAUCUUCGUAUUCUGAAACCUGGUGGAUGGAUUGAAUUGGUGGAACCUGAUUUGGAAACCAAAAGUAGUCUGGAAAAAGAAUGUGCCAUGAAUGAUAAAUUGUUACAAGGAUUUAGGAUGCGACAACAAGAUCCUUAUGCGGCAAGAAAAUUACCUACUAUCUUAGCUGUUCAUGGAUUUCGAAGGGUGGAAAGUCAUUUUCAAUCUUUACCACUUGGUUGGGAACGAUUGACCAAUAGCAAGAAACAAAGUCAAGCCAUGGCAAGUCAAUAUUUAUUCUAUCUUCGAUCAUUAGGACCUUGGUUACGAAGAGUGAUGGGAUUCAGUCAGGCCAAGUACGUGGAAUAUGUCGAUCAAUUGCCUUCGGAAUGGGAACAAGCGAAAACUUAUGUCAAUUGGCAUUGUGCAACCGCCCAAAAACCAUAUGAAUCUUGAUUAUUAUUUUGAUGCAUGUAUGUAUGUAAGGAUUCACUAUAGAAAUAUUCUCCCUCCUUUUUUUUUUUUUUACCCUCAUUCUCUC
Halteromyces radiatus is the source of this 928-nucleotide messenger RNA. Its product is annotated as S-adenosyl-L-methionine-dependent methyltransferase. The record is from RefSeq and is a predicted model, not a curated record. Gene Ontology annotation, molecular function: methyltransferase activity. The transcript has 4 exons. Bases 25 to 843 code for a protein of 272 amino acids. Lineage: Eukaryota; Fungi; Mucoromycota; Mucoromycetes; Mucorales; Cunninghamellaceae.